CUCGCCUUUGUCGCCAUCUCGAGCUAGGGUUUACCGUACGCUCCCUCGCCUCGCGUCCCCCUCUUCCGAUUUCCAGCGGUGGUGGAGCGCAUGGACGGCGCCGAAGGGCCGACGGCGGCGGGCUCGGAGACGGGUCUGGAGCUCUCGUGUGGGGGAUUCGAUUUCGCGUUCAACUCGCAGAACUUCUCUGACAGGGUGCUGCGGCUGGAGAUAGUCGCGGGCGGCAGCAGCGGAGACGUGGUCGCCGGAGGAUCCCUCGCCGGCUCGGAGCGCGGCAGCAACGAGGAAGUUUUACGAGUAAAGACGAUGUAUAUCAACUCAGCAAUUCUUGCUGCAAGAAGUCCUUUCUUUCUCAAGCUUUUCUCAAAUGGCAUGAAAGAAUCUGAUCAGACAUGCCCAACGCUUAGGAUAGCUGAUUCAGAUGAAAAUGCCCUUAUAGAGCUUUUAAGCUUUAUGUAUAGUGGAAAGCUGACAACAACUGAGCCCACUUUUCUUCUUGACAUCUUGAUGGCCGCGGACAAAUUUGAAGUCGUUUCUUGCAUGAGGCACUGCUGUCAGUUGCUCAGAAGUUUGCCUUUGACAACAGAAUCUGCACUGCUCUACCUAGAUCACCCAUACUCUUUGUCAAUGGCAGCUGAAGUUCAGCUUUUGAAAGGUGCUGCCAAGGAAUUCCUCGCCAACAAAUACAAGGAUUACAAUAAGUUCCGACUGGAUAUGAUGAACAUUUCUCUUGCUGGUAUGGAAGCCAUACUUUCAAGUAGUGACCUACAUGUGGAAUAUGAAGAUCAGUUAUUCUACCUCAUGCUCAAGUGGGCCCGUGUGCGAUACCCGGAAUUGGAGGAAAGACGUGAGAUCUUGAGUUCUCAUUUGCUCCCGCUGGUUCGCUUCAGUCAUAUGACCUACAGGGCGUUUCAGAGGAUCCUAACUUGUACCGAUAAUGACAUAGACCAUGAUCAAGUAACUAAGCUUAUCACUGGGGUACUUCUGUGCAAAGCCUAUCCUGCACACAAGCCAGGUGCUCUUGCAGCGUGUGCGACCUCUUGUUUGCCAGUUGCAGAGCGAGCUUACAAGUAUAGACAUCUGAAAGUGGUUGUGUUUGAUAAACCCCGCCCGCAGGUUAUAGCUUACAUGGACCUGAAGCGUGAGGAAUGCGCCCAACUUCUUCUGUCACAACAUAUAUUCUCGCAACCACUCCAUGUUGCAGGUCAGUGUUUUGUUCUUAUGGCAAGAUGUAACAAUCAUGAGCAGAGUGGGUCGUACAGAUUUGGCCUCUUCUUGUGGUUCAACCCGGUGCUGAAGGGCUCAAGGCGUGUGACAGUAGAUUAUGAGUUUGCUUCAAGGACAAUGCCUUCACGGCAGUUUGUGAGCAAGUUGAAUGCUAGUCACACCUUCACUGAUGAUGUAGCAGUUGGACAUAGUGAUCUCUUCUCGGUUCCAUGGUCAACGUUGAUGGCUGACGAUGGCUUCUUCAUCGAUGGUGUACUACAUCUCAGACUUGAUUUGACGGUGGUUGGGCAGAUGGAGCCGCAAACGUGAUAUCUUACUCAGCAAAGUUAGGUUUAUGGCUUGCUUGUGAUCCUUGCUUAAUCCCGCCUGCCAAAAUGAUUUGAGGUCCUGCCCAAAGAGGAAGAAACAGCCAGGGUCCAUCCGCAGAUUGCUUAGCCACUGCCAACCGAAUGUGGUUCUUUUCCAUGACCAUGUUCUUUCAAUAGCUAAGAUGUUGCAGCAUUUUCUGGUGCGUUUUGCUCCUUUGUCUGUCAGAGUUGUAACAGGCAAGAUAGCAGCCGGGUCCUAUGAUCUUGCUGUUCCUUUUGUUGGAUAUAGGCAAGGGGUUUAAGCUUUUAGCGUACGGCUUGCAGCUGAGUCGUAUGAUGUUUUACCUCCUGAUGUGUAAUGUAGACCUGAAGAUGCAUGCCACUUUGCUCUUCUUUUCUUUUCUGUUGAACCCAACUAUUAAUGGAAUCUGUCUAUA
Messenger RNA from Lolium perenne, 1972 nucleotides. RefSeq names its product BTB/POZ domain-containing protein POB1-like. Gene Ontology annotation, molecular function: protein binding. The record is from RefSeq and is a predicted model, not a curated record. Gene Ontology annotation, biological process: response to red light. Gene Ontology annotation, cellular component: nucleus. Lineage: Eukaryota; Viridiplantae; Streptophyta; Magnoliopsida; Poales; Poaceae.